CUCACCACAUUGAAUUGAAAAGCAAGAACGGUUGAGGGUUGAAGGAGCACUAGACUCCAGAGUGCAAGUAAAAAUAUCAAGCAAAAUCAGAACUUUCAAGUUCUAAGUUUAUCAUGUAUCAAACAACAAACCAGCAAAAAUCAACCGAUGAAAAAAGACCCCUGGAGGUUGACCAUGAAGAACAGCAGGAUAAAGUACAAGAAACUACGUGUCAGCACGCAUUUUUCAGGCGCCCUCCCGGAGGACAUCCUCUAUUGUUUCGGAGAAAUCCCAGUGGAACAACACAUCAGGUUCCUAACCCUGAAGAUGGAUCAGCUCCAGGAGUUUUGCCUGCGAAUUCUACAUCUUCCACUGCUGAAACCAGAAUUUCGGCCGUCCUUAACAGUGAAGGUGGAUCUCAAAGAGUUAUAGCCCCAGAUACGUCUACAUCUUCUACCACCUCCACACAGAGCCGGUUGAAAAUUCAAACUGACAUUGUGGCUGUUACAUCCGAAGCACCAACAACAGAAGAUGCUGAGGUCAAUAACUCAAAUGUGAGAACUGGACAAGAGACUUUGAAGGUUGUAAUUACAACACCAGCAGCUGAGAAUGCUACGCUUGAUUGCUCAAAUGUGGGACCUGGUGGAUGCCCACCUGUUGGAAUUACAGCACCAACAAUUGAAGAUGUUGCGGACCAGAACUCAAAUGUUAAGACUGAAGCUACACCGAAAACUGAAGAUGUUGCGGCCAAUAACUCAAAUGUUGGAACCCAAACACUAGCAACUGAAAAUGCUACGCUUGAUAGCUCAAAUGUUGUCAUUGAAAAUCCAAUAGUUGAAAACGGUGCGCCAGAUAACCCAAAUGUUGAAACUGGAGUACCAGCAAGUGAAGAAGUUGUGCCCAAUAACCCAAAUAUGAGACGGAGACAUUCAAGAAGAGUCACUGAUGAGAGCAGUCAAAAUUUUGAGGAAGCCAACAAGAAGGAACAGAAUUCUGAAGACCAAACUGCUGAUGUCCAAAACUGCGUAUCUAAAAGCUUUGAUACUGAAGGAUCGAGGGAUGACAUUACCAGCAUGUUAAUAAAAAUGGUCGAAGAAAAAUGUUUGCAUGAGAAUAAUGCUCGAAAGACGGAGGAAAAGGAGGUCAAAGGCAAGUCCCAGAGUGCGUCCGUUAAGUGUUGGUUUUGCUUUUGCUACGCGGAGGGAUAAGAAAGAAUACCAUUGCCCGUUGCAGUUUGGAGGAAUUGUUGGUUUUCAGUUCCAAGACUCUUUUUCUCACUAAAGAUUUUGUGGGUUUUUGAUCAAAUUCAUUGGAGUUUUUUUUUUUUUUUU
This is a messenger RNA of Coffea eugenioides, 1310 nucleotides long. RefSeq names its product cell wall protein IFF7-like. Bases 114 to 1187 code for a protein of 357 amino acids. The transcript has 13 exons. NCBI's taxonomy places the organism in Eukaryota, Viridiplantae, Streptophyta, Magnoliopsida, Gentianales, Rubiaceae. The record is from RefSeq and is a predicted model, not a curated record.